AUGCCCACCGUGAAGAUGAAGACAUUUCCAUCUCCCAAGAGAGCUGCCUUCGCCCUCCAGUCGGACCCCCAGCCCCUCCCCACGCCCUCCCCCUCUCCCAGUCAUCCGCUCAACUGCUACUGGUCCCGUCCAUUCGAUUUGCCUGUUCUAGAAGGGCACAAGGGGUCCGCAGAGACCAGGAGCGGGGAGGGUCGCAAUGGGCAGACGAUGCAGGCCGACUGGGUCUGCGGACACCGGGCCCAGCCAGAGGCCCCUUGGCUUCAUGCUGAGUGGAAACCAAACCAGAGCCACGAGGAGAAGGCAGCAGAGUUCACCAAGGACACGGCCGAACCCAUUCUGUACUGGUGGCUCCCCCAGAGGAAUGGGGCACAGACUCCCAGCCCUCCCACGCUCAUCUCAGAAUGUGCCCCAUCGAGUCUGACAAACGACCCCCGACACGAAUACCGGGAGCGAAGGGACCAAAAAGGAACCAAAGCCUCAAGCGAGAAAACUGGGGACAGCGCCAAGCUGGGAGAGGCCCCCACCACCUCCCCACCCGGCUCGCCCCAGCCCUGCCCCAGCCCUAGACGCAGGCAGAGCGGGAACGGACAUGGCCCCGCCAGGCUGGGCGGAGCGCGCCCGAACCUGCCCGGCCGAGCGGCGCAGCCCAGGGACCCCACACGUUCCGGCCUCCAGGCCCCGCGGUCGGGAAACGGGGGUGUGCCCCAAGCCGUCUCCUGUGGCGGGCAACCCAGGGCCACCCCCUCUGAGGAGCUGCCACCAACCCUCCCCUCCGUAACCCUCUCCCGGCUUCUUUUCAGAGCAGUGAGUCCCGCAGGAGCUGGCCCCUCCGUCUGCGGGGAUUUCCCUCCCUCCACGAACACCGACGGACCAACUACCACGUGCGCCAGGUGCCGGGCUGGCGCGGCCGUGGACAAACAGACCCUGCGCUCGCGGAGCGGCGAUCCCCGGAGCAGGGAUCGGGUGAUCUCGCCAGGGGCACGUAGGAAGCCCACACCCAGGUGUCCUCCCAGGCGCUGUCGCCAGGCCCGGCCGUAAAAGAAGAGGAUGAAACGGCCUGGGCUGCAGGGAGCUGGGCCCGAGCCGGCCGGGAGCCCCGGGUCUGCAGCUUCCGGCGAGGUGCAGCGGCGGGGAAGGGCCCGCCAGGAAGGCGCACACGCUGGCCACGCCAGCCGGGCGCGCGGACUGCCACGCGGUGACACACACGAGCCACCGAACGCACGCAGGCACACGGCCUCGGGCCUCCGCUCCAGACGCACACGCGAGCCUCGGCCAACACCUGUCCUCCCUCGCGCCGACCCUGCUCCAGACGCCAGCAGAUCCCGGCGGGGAGCGGGGCUCGGGGAGGCCAAGUCCAGCGGGUGGGAGCGCCUGGCGAGGGGGAGGGUCCCGCCGGCCCGGAGCCUCCGCCGCCCGGCCCGGGGGCCGCCGUGCGAGUCCCCGCCGCCCCCCGCAGGCCCCGCUCGCCGGUGCACGUUGCCCCUGUGUAGACACGCCGUUCACCAACACGUGCACAGGCGUGGCCCCAGUUAGUCACCUUCGGUGAAGGCCCGGACUCUCACUCCGUUUUCAAAGCCCCUUCGCUCGGUACCCACGUGUGUCGGCGCACACGCGCGCGCUCAGGCACGUCACUAGCGCCCUUUGGCGCACUGGAAACGAGAGAGAACGCCCAGGAGCCCGAAUGUCCCUCGCUCGCGCUGUUAAUGACGGGCAGAGGCGCCCUUAGCCCCGGCCGCACGCGUGACACACUCGAUCACACAGGGUCGCACUUUAUUCCCGGCAUCCAGGCGAUGACACAAUCUCCCGAACAAAGACAACAGUGACAAACCCAACAAAAACAAACAGCGCGUGUGCGGAGGGGCGGCCGAGCCCGGGCGUGCCAGGCUCGGGAAAGGUGCGCGGCCUGCGGACGACCUUGCGGCCCGCCAGACCCGCGCGUUCGCAGACCUGCACGUGC
Mustela lutreola (European mink) is the source of this 1957-nucleotide messenger RNA. RefSeq lists its product as uncharacterized. Bases 1 to 1038 code for a protein of 345 amino acids. Lineage: Eukaryota; Metazoa; Chordata; Mammalia; Carnivora; Mustelidae. The transcript is spliced from 5 exons. The record is from RefSeq and is a predicted model, not a curated record.